This is a messenger RNA of Perkinsus marinus ATCC 50983, 1299 nucleotides long. RefSeq lists its product as hypothetical. The coding region runs from base 1 to 816 and encodes 271 amino acids. The record is from RefSeq and is a predicted model, not a curated record. NCBI's taxonomy places the organism in Eukaryota, Perkinsozoa, Perkinsida, Perkinsidae. The transcript is spliced from 5 exons.
AUGGUUAUGAAGUUCGCAACUAUAGUGUGUGAGAUGAGAGUGAUACCUCAUGGAAAUGAUUGCGAGAUCACUCGGGCGACUGAGCACACUUCGAGUCGAAGUCACAAUCAGUGCAUUGCUCUACCUGCGUCGAAUUCUCCGACGCAGACUUGUCAAGAGAAGGAAUCGGCAGCUGUAGCAGCUCUAGAGAAGAACGCGACGGAGCGUUGUGAUGAGGUUUGCAGUUUGGAACGCCUCUCCAGUAGGCUACUGCUCAGCAAUAGCUAUUGCUUUUGCUUCUUGGAUGCACAUCACGAUGGUCUUUGGUCGGCCCGCAGUGUCCGUGAGACUGCGAAGGAGCCUAGUAGGGGAGAGGAUGGGGACGUGAGUGAUGAUGUUUCUAUUGCAAAAGAAGCUUCCACCGAUGAGAAGGUCGCACAUCUUUGUGAGAUAUGUAUGCAUGGAUUCGCGACCGUAGUUUUUGUACCCUGUGGUCACGGUGGACUCUGCGAGGGAUGUGCUAAGGACUUGGUAAUAACGACCACUCGAUGCUAUAUGUGUCGGGAAGGUAUCGAAAUGCUGGGUCUCAUUCGAAGGGCGGGUGGUGAUGAGGUGCUGCAUCCUAUUCCUCCGAGUCAGUUGCAUCGUUCUGAGGGUCGCUCCGAUGGAAGUGGCACAUCUUCUCGCGGCUCCACUGAUCGUGGUCUGAUUGAGGAGGCGUUGCCACGGAUGGAGGAUGCUGAGAGUCCUGUGAGCAUGUCCGCGCCCUCGGUCGCGAUUGCCAAUGGGAUCGCCACGUUUUCGAUGAGCUUAGCGAUUGAGCCUAUCACUGUUUAAAUUGACGGUGUCAAUCACCGUAGUACCUCAAAUAACUGGGACCAUUUCGCAUAAGUCCCUGGUAAAAUUCAGUAUGCUUUUCGCGGUUGCCGUUGCUGCUGCAUACUUGUUGUGUCAUUAGCGAAUUAUUCUCUCCGCUUAUUCGAUUUAGAGUUGCACGGGCGCCUUUGGCCCUGCGCUCACUUUACUUGUACUAUCUUUGCUUUGUGGUCCAUCAGGGAGCCAGAAGGCUUUUCACAUUAUAAAUAUCCGAUUUCUACAGUCAUUCACUAGAUAACCAUGUCUGGACUGACGUUUUGCUGGCUUGCGACCAGCAAUGGUGCGAGCUACACACCAAAGCAUCCCUGGAAUGUGUUCUACUAUCAGCAUUAGAGCCCUAUCGUACUGGAGAAUUUCUGUAUAGUACUUUUUCUACUUUCCUUCUCUGCACAUUGUGCAGGGGCCAAAGAGGAGAACUGAAAGCCAUAAGGCGCUUUCCUCCUA